GGUGGCCACCCUGGCUCAAAUCUUGAAGUGCGUAGCGCUUCUAUUCGCCUGUUUACCUCAUUUGUAAUGAUGAUGUGAGGCCGAAACCGCUAGCUAGCUAGCCUAGCUAAAGUACUGAAGAGCCGGUAAAGGAUGGAGGGAAAGAGGCGUGUGUCGGGGGGUACAUUUUGAUAGCCCCCCCUUUUACUUAUCAUCUCCUGGCAGCGGUUUGUUCAGAAAAGCAGCCGUCACGCUCUCAUUAAGGCGCUAGCCUGUUAGCAUGCUAGGUGCAGGCUAGACUAGCUUUAGUGGGUUUCAGUGUGAUUUAAUAUGGCAGAUAGCAAAUUCAACACCACUCCUGACCGCUGGAAUAAUUUUCUAAUUUACCUCUACUUAAUAACCUUCGGUCGUUGUUCAUAGCACCGUGUUUUUAGGUCAGCAAACCCCGCCUGCCGUUGAAGACUCCUUAGCUAACGCUGGUGCUAACCCAAAAGUGUUGCCUGGAAUGGAGCCAGGCGACCUGCGAGAGAGCCCCGCCGGCUCCGGGGAAUCGGACGUAGGGGAAUGGAGGGAGUGUAUUGAGGAGGUCAAAGCUGCGGAAUACGAUGGAAAGACUCAAGAAAUGGCGCUCAGAGACACCUGCGAGGAAGGAGAGAGUGACAAACAGAAAAGCCCCGGAGAGCAAUUACACAGUCCGUAUGAAGAAGAGUUGGACCCCAGAAUCCAGGAGGAGCUGGAGCAUCUCAAUGAAGCCAGUGCUGAAAUCAACAAGCUAGAACUGCAGUUGGAUGAUGCCAGAUCGGGAUACCGGAAGAUCCUCACAGAGUCUGCCCGAAAGCUGAACGCUCAGAGCUCUCAGCUCGGCAGCUGCAUUGAAAAAGCGAGACCAUAUUAUGAAGCUCGGCGCCUUGCCAAAGAGGCACAGCAGGAGACUCAGAAGGCAGCUUUGAGCUACGAGAGAGCCGUUUCUAUGCACACAGCUGCCAGGGAGAUGGUCUAUGUGGCCGAGCAGGGCCUGCUGGCUGAUGGCAAGAACACCCUGGAUCCCACCUGGCAGGAGAUGCUCAACCACGCUACCGCCAAGGUGAACGAAGCGGAAGAAGAGCGACUGCGCAGUGAGAGGGAGCACAUGCGUGUCACACACGCCUGUCAGGAGGCCGAGGCGCGGGUGCAGAUGCUGCAGAAGUCCCUCAAGAGAGUCAUCAUCAAGUCCAAACCUUACUUUGAGCUCAAGGCCCAGUUCAACCACAUACUGGAGGAGCACAAGGCCAAAGUGCUGCAGCUGGAGCAGCAAGUAGCCAAAGUGAAGACCCGCUAUUCCAUCGCCCUGCGGAACUUGGAGCAAAUCAGCGAGCAGAUCCAUGCUCAGAGAGGGCGGGAUCCGGGCGAGGGGGGAGGACGCCCCUCUAUCUGUGCCGGGCGGAGCCCCCCUGUCGGAGCAGAAUCUGACAUCAAGGUUCAGGCUGAAGGCGGGGCCUGUGGCGGCGCCAUUGGAAGGGAUGGAGUGGACGCAUCUAUCGACCUGGUGGAGAGAUACAAGGAGAAGGAGCAUGAGAAGGAGAGGGAGCGAGCCGGCUCGGAUUCCCUUUCAGUCUUCAGCCUGCAGACCAUCGCUUCUGACCUCGAGAAAUACGACUCCGUCGAGCACCUCGGGGAUCUCAGCGAUGUGGGGAGCAUCACCGGGGAUGAAGGGGAGAAAGAAAAAACCGGAGUGACCAAUAAGAGAGACAAGCUGGUGGAAACGAGCGCCAAAGAGCGACAGCAACAGUUCUAUAAGCAGCACCACCGAAGCUUCAGUUUGUGAGGCUGUCAUAGAAACAGCUGCUGUAAACAAUGCAAAAAUAAAAACAGCAAUCCACAUUAGGAUAAACUUCCCUCAUUAAAAAGGUACCAAACAAGAGACAGGGAAAUAAGUGAAAAAGAAGGAAAGUUGCAGCAAUGGGUGUAAAUAAGCACACGCACAUUAUUCUAAAGCUGAACACAGUAAACAGUGUAGCCUAGUUAGAACACUACAGGAUCUACAGAGCUUACAUCCCUGCAGGACAAGUAUUCAGUAUAUUUACUCCUCUGAAGGAUUCUGGGAUUCUAGAAUUUGUUCCUUGAGCAUGAAGGAGCAGCUAAGAAAGAUGAAAAGUCUUGUUUGAACAGACAUAUUUAAAAAGGCAUCAUUUUUUGCUUUCCCAGGCUAAUCGUUGAUCUAACUUGGUGAGACUGGUAAAAACAUUCUCCCUCGUCCUCCUCUGUUGUUUCCUCCCAGUCGAGUCGAGUCUCAUCAGCGAUUGCUUCAAGGUAGAAGGUCGCAGGGCCCCUGAGAUCCCCACCUCCUUAUCGAGAAGGGAAGAAUGUAAAAAACGUUUCUUUGUCGGUGCAGAGUGAAAGCAUGUUUGAAUUCUUGUUCCAUGUAUUUAUUUCCUGUAACAUGCUGCAAGUUGUGCUUUUUUUGGAAGUUUUAGCACAAGAGAAUGCGUUUUUUAAAAUCCCUGAAAUGAGUCUUAAGGCAGCAUGCACUCCAUCAUUUCGUUUUUUGAGCGCUGCUUGCUGAAACAAACACUGACACAAUCAGCCUUAUUUGUUUUAUUUAACUUGGUGUCGUAACACUGGAGUGUCAUGAUCCAGAUGAUUUGGAUAUUGUUUACAUUUGUGUAUAUUUUUUGCCCUUGUUGUAAUUUGAGGUGUGCCUUGACACAAACAAAUUUAGCUUGAGUCGUAGUUUGUUGUAAUCUCAGUUUGGAACCAUUUAAAUAUGAAGUGAGUGCCCUUUUUAUGAUUUUAAAAUAUUUUUAACAACCUGACUGAUUUUUGACAAGAAUUGAAAGAGUUCUGAUGAUGAUUUUUUUUGGUUCUUUUAUGAUUGUACUUUGUCAAAGAAGCAAAACAAUGAAGUCAGAAAAGAAAGACUUGUAAAUUUGUGUAAUUAUUACAAAGCUGGAAAAUACUGACAUGUACAGAUGUUGAAUCUUUGCUGUACAGAUGUUCUGAAUAUCACAGACAUAUUUAAAGUCUCAUUAUUGUCAGUUUAUCCGAAAAACCUCACUUUUCACCGCUGUCUUAACAGUUACUUUUCACCCUCUGAAUCGCAUUUGUGAGUUAGUCGGAUUGGAUUGUCACACCUGUAAUCAAUAAAAGCAGAUCCUGCUG
Messenger RNA from Oreochromis niloticus (Nile tilapia), 3117 nucleotides. It is a transcript of the gene sh3bp5la, whose product is annotated as SH3-binding domain protein 5-like, a. Gene Ontology annotation, biological process: intracellular signal transduction. Lineage: Eukaryota; Metazoa; Chordata; Actinopteri; Cichliformes; Cichlidae. Gene Ontology annotation, molecular function: protein kinase inhibitor activity. Bases 485 to 1783 code for a protein of 432 amino acids. The transcript has 6 exons. The record is from RefSeq and is a predicted model, not a curated record. Gene Ontology annotation, cellular component: cytoplasm.